Messenger RNA from Nelumbo nucifera (sacred lotus), 2219 nucleotides. RefSeq lists its product as uncharacterized. Gene Ontology annotation, molecular function: beta-1,4-mannosylglycoprotein 4-beta-N-acetylglucosaminyltransferase activity. NCBI's taxonomy places the organism in Eukaryota, Viridiplantae, Streptophyta, Magnoliopsida, Proteales, Nelumbonaceae. Gene Ontology annotation, biological process: N-acetylglucosamine metabolic process. Gene Ontology annotation, cellular component: membrane. The record is from RefSeq and is a predicted model, not a curated record.
AAUUUUUAGGGUUUAUUUCCAUUCUCUCUCUCUCUCUCGUUUUUUGGGGCUUUAAAUUGGUUGUGAAGAAUAUAUGUGAAGGGGCGAAAAACCACCAAAACGGCUAUAAUUGCCGUCUCACGUCUCAAAAACAACAAGUGGAGCAGUCGAAGAUCACGGUGUUUCUCGCGUUCUCCGGCCAGGCUAUGCAGUGCGUCGUCGACCCCUUACACCGAUUUGAAGGUUGAUCUGGUUUUUCUGUAGGGCGUCGGUUAACCGUUAACCAGAGAAACAAAGAGGCAAAAGAGUGUUGAUUAAUAAGUUGACGCAAGCCAAUCCUUUUUCUUUAAUUGUGCGUUCAUGAUGCCUGAAGGAGGAGCCUAUUAUUGCUCCAAGAAGACGGACGAUAUCUGUGAAGAUGUUUGUGGACAGGAGGCAAAUCGCUCAGGCAUGUCAAGACUCCGAUGCAUUCUGCGGGGGUUGGAUUUUAAAAGUUUCCUCCUCCUAUUCGUUAUGGUUCCGACAUUCAUCUUUGUCAUUUAUUUGCAUGGGCAGAAAAUUUCAUACUUUCUUAGGCCAUUGUGGGAAUCUCCACCCAAGCCCUUCAUAGAUGUCCCACACUAUUAUCAUGAGAAUGUGUCGAUGGAGCACCUCUGCAAACUUCAUGGUUGGGGAAUCCGCGAGUCCCCAAGACGAGUGUUUGAUGCUGUGCUCUUCAGCAAUGAGCUUGAUAUACUUACCAUAAGAUGGAAGGAACUGUACCCUUAUAUCACACAGUUUGUUCUUCUUGAAUCGAAUUCAACUUUCACAGGCUUGGUAAAGCCGCUGAUUUUUGCUAGCCACCGAGACCAAUUCAAAUUUAUUGAGCCUCGUCUCACUUAUGGGGUAAUUGGGGGACGAUUUAAGAAAGGGGAGAACCCAUUUGUCGAGGAGGCUUAUCAGCGAGUAGCACUGGAUCAGCUUCUCAGAAUAGCAGGUAUAACUGAUGAUGACUUGUUGAUAAUGUCUGAUGUUGAUGAGAUCCCAAGUGCGCACACGAUCAAUCUCCUGCGGUGGUGUGACGACAUUCCUCCGAUCCUCCAUCUUAGGCUCAAGAACUACUUAUACUCUUUUGAGUUUCUCGUGGACAAUAAGAGCUGGAGAGCUUCUGUGCACAGGUACCAGACGGGUAAGACAAGGUAUGCACAUUUUCGGCAGACAGACUACAUUUUGGCAGACGCGGGGUGGCAUUGCAGCUUCUGCUUCCGCCAUAUCAGUGAGUUCAUAUUCAAGAUGAAAGCCUAUAGCCAUGUUGACCGAGUUAGGUUCCGCCAUUACUUGAAUCCCAAAAGGGUUCAGGAUGUAAUAUGCAGAGGGGCUGACCUAUUUGACAUGCUUCCAGAAGAGUACACAUUUAAGGAGAUUAUUGGAAAGUUGGGACCUAUUCCUUCCACUUUUUCUGCAGUUCACCUUCCAUCACAUCUUCUGGAGAACUCAGAUAAGUACAGAUUUCUAUUGCCAGGGAACUGCAAAAGAGAAAGUGGCUAAGUCCCUCCAACAGAUUUUUGGCGUCUGCAUUGUAAAUGUUCAGGGCAGCUUGUUUGGCACAAUGAGAAAGGUCUUUGGGGAAACUAAUGACUAUGGUAUGGUAUGUUAUGAAGAUACCAGAUAUCCGGCAGAAUUUUAGAUCAUUCUUUAGGGAGACAGGAGUUGGGGAAAAUUGGAUGAGAGUUGUUGGAUUUCCUGGGUGGAAUUUUGUAAAUUUCCUUUUCCAUUACUGGGUUUCAUCCUGGUGGAGGCAUAUCCUUUUGCCAAACGUGGAGCUUGAAUUCCGGGGAACAGUUAAAUUCUCUGUGGAUAGCUUUCAUACCACUUUCUUGUUGGUAUGAGAUGGUUCCCCCAAUUGAAAACAAAUUGUGACAUUUCCCGAGCUUUUCAGUGCUGGGAAUUUUGUUUUCCUUUAGCCUAAUCUAUUCACAUAUUCUUCUUACAACUUAUGUUGUCAUUUAACUUGUUGAUUUGUACCAUCUGAUUGCUUCUGGACCUUCUAUUGAUGAUAAUUCUGAUUUAAUUCUUUGUCCUCUCCAAUCACAUUGUUAAGAAGAAUAUUAGCGCUAUUUGUAUAAUUUUUUUUUAUUAUUUUGGUUUGGUAAGUAGCAAUGAAGCAAACAGGUGAAGCGGAUGGUUGGUGGUUUUCUUGAUUGUAAUGUUUAUUUUGCAAUUCUUGUAUUCUGAUAUUAUUUCUUUCUCCCUAGACAUAC